This is a messenger RNA of Chaetomium globosum CBS 148.51, 2523 nucleotides long. RefSeq lists its product as uncharacterized. Gene Ontology annotation, molecular function: RNA binding; protein binding. The record is from RefSeq and is a predicted model, not a curated record. The transcript is spliced from 5 exons. Gene Ontology annotation, cellular component: U2-type prespliceosome; U1 snRNP. NCBI's taxonomy places the organism in Eukaryota, Fungi, Ascomycota, Sordariomycetes, Sordariales, Chaetomiaceae. Gene Ontology annotation, biological process: mRNA cis splicing, via spliceosome. The coding region runs from base 1 to 2523 and encodes 840 amino acids.
AUGAACGCGUCCUUUGCGCCGCCGGGCGCUGCCUGGCAAGAACAUCGCACCCCUGAUGGCCGCGUUUACUAUUAUAACCCUCUCACCAAGGUCACGCAAUGGACCAAGCCCGAGGAUCUCAUGACUCCAGCGGAGCGCGCGCUCGCAAACCAGCCAUGGAAGGAAUACACCGCCGAAGGGGGUCGCAAGUAUUGGUAUAAUAUCGAGUCGAAACAGAGUUCGUGGGAAAUGCCCGACGUAUACAAACGAGCCUUGGCUGGCGGGGAUGCAACCCCGACCACACCAGUAACUCCGGCCACCCCGCUCACCGCUCAGGGCGCUGGCCAUCACGGGGGAUUCGGAGGUGGCGAUAACUACCGCGAUCAUCGUGAACCUCUUGGUGAAUCGCGCCAGCUGACCUUCGGCAACAACAUCCAGGCCCAAGCCUUCGUUCCCGCCACCAACGACCCCGAGUAUGCCACCGCAGAGGAAGCUGAGGCGGCCUUCGUCAAGCUUCUCCGCCGCAGCGCCGUCCAGCCCGACUGGACGUGGGAGCAGACCAUUCGAGCCACCGUUAAAGACCCGCAGUUUCGCGCCAUCAAAGACCCGAGGGACAGGAAGGCUGCUUUUGAGAAGUACUGCCAUGAUGUUGUUGUGCAAGACAAGGAGCGUGCAAAGGAAAGGCUGACAAAGCUGCGUGCCGAUUUCGCGACCAUGCUGCGAAGCCAUCCCGAGAUCAAGCACUACACGCGCUGGAAAACGGCACGCCCCAUGAUCGAAGGCGAGACCAUCUUCCGCUCUACCAACGACGAGAACGAGCGGCGCCAGCUUUUCGAAGACUACAUCAUUGACCUCAAGAAGGCGCACAAGGAGCAACAGGUUACCUUGCGCAAGAGUGCCAUGGAUGGCUUGAUUGAGCUGUUGCCGAAUCUGAACCUAGAGCCGUACACGCGCUGGUCCGAGGCCCAGGGCGCCAUCCAGAACACAGCCCCUUUUCAAAAUGACGAGAAGUACAAGUCCCUCACCAAGUACGACGUCUUGACUGUUUUCCAGAACCACGUCAAGGCGUUAGAGCGCAAGUUCAACGAUUCUUUACAGGAAGACAAGAACAAAAGGCUUCGCCGGGACCGCAAGGCCCGAGACAACUUCAUCGCCCUUCUUUCCCAGCUCAAGAAGGACGGCAAAAUCAAAGCCGGGACCAAGUGGACCGAAGUCCAUCCCCUGAUCGAAUCCGAAGAGCGCUAUUUGGCCAUGCUUGGCCACCCUGGCUCCACAGCGAUGGAGCUAUUCUGGGACGUGGUUGAAGAAGAGGAGCGCGCUCUCAGGAGCAUCAGGAACGAUGUGUUGGACGCUAUCGAUGAUAAACGCUUUGAGAUCACCCCGAAAACUACGUUUCAAGAGUUUGAGUCAGUCCUCAAGGGUGAUCACCGCACAGCUAACAUUGAACGCGAUUCCAUGGAGCUUAUCUUUGAGCGGAUACAAAAACGGGCCAAACGCUCUGAUGAAGACAGGCAGUCUGACCGCCAGCAGCGCCGCGCCUUGGAAGACCUCCGCUCGCACAUGAAGCGGAUGGAACCCCCCGUCGGCAUCAAUGACACUUAUGAGCAGGUUCGGAGCCGGCUAGCACACGUUCCCGCCUUCCAAGCCGUAGGCUCUGACGAGGCCCGGCGGGGUGCCUUCGAGAAACACAUCCGCCGCCUUAAGGAGAAGGAGGACGAGACCGAGAAGGAGCGUCGCCGCCGUGACCGCCCAGACAGCUAUCGUGACAGAGGUGAGCGAUCUCAUCGCAGCAGUGCCCGUUCUGUGAGGAGCCGCAGCCCGGUCGAGCAGAAUACCUAUGAGGCUGAGCGCCGCCAUGCCGUGGCCGAGCGCGAACGUAACUACCGCAAGACCAGCGCCGCCGACGUCCUGCUCUCGGACCGCCGGUCCCCCGCUCGCCGGUCCCCCUCGGUGCGCGACGCGCGCGAACGAGACCGCGACCGGGAUCGCGACCAUGACCGGGAUCGUGACCGCGAUAGAGAGCGUGACCGGCGCGACUACCGCGACCGCGAUCAUCGCGACCGUGACCGGGAGCGUGACCGAGACCGCGAUCGCGAGAGGGACCGCGAGAGGGACCGUGACCGUGAUCGUGACCACCGUGACCACCGCGACCACCGGGACUAUGACCGCCGCCCGCGCGCCGACGAGGCCAACCACUACGACCGCGAGCGCCGCACCCGCGAGGAGGACCGCGAACGCCUCUACCGCCGCCGCGUCCUCGACCGCGACGUCGACGAGCUGCCCUACGGCGACGAGCGGCCCAGCUCCUCCUACUCGCGCACGCGGCCCCGCCCGUCCGAGGAGGACGAACACGACCGCCGCGACGGCAACAGGCACGGUGCCAAGCGCGUCAAGCUCGAGGGCGGCGGCAGCAGCGAGCGCGCCGCCAGCGGUGGCGCCGCCGAUCGUCCCCCGAGCCGCGGCCAGCGUACGCCGUUGCAUACCAAGGAGCCAACCCCGAGUGUCCGGGCCGGGAGCGAGGAGGGCGAGAUCGAGGAAGACUAG